AUGGAGAAACUCAAUCUUACUGUGCUGAACUAUUUCAUUCUCAUGGGCAUCACAGACCGCCCUGAGCUCCAGACUCCAUUGUUUGUGCUGUUCCUCUUCAUGUACAUGACAUCUCUGAUGGCCAACUUGGGCCUGGUCAUCCUCACCAGGAUGGAUGCCAAGCUGCAAACACCUCUGUACUUCUUCCUCAGACACCUGGCUCUCAUGGAUUUUGGAUGUUCAACAACAGUGAGCCCCAAAAUGCUUGUGAAUUUUGUUGUGGGUCAAAAUAAAAUCUCUUUCUGUCUGUGUGCCUUACAGCUAUCACUUUUCAGUUUUUUUAUUGCUAAUGAAUUUUUCAUUCUGUCGGCAAUGUCCUACGACCGCUAUGUGGCCAUCUGCAACCCACUGCUCUACGCUGCCAUCAUGUCACCCAGGCUGUGUCAGGUGCUUACGGCAAUUCCUUAUAUUUAUAGCACAGUUGUUUCUCUUACCAUCACCUUCGAGAUAUUUAACCAACCUUUCUGUGGUGGCAAUGUCAUUCGUCAUUUUUACUGUGACAGUGUCCCUUUGAUAUCUUUGUUCUGUUCAGGGAGACGUGAAAUUGAAAUGAUUAUUAUGAUCUUUGGAAGUUUUAAUUUGCUUUGCUCUGUUCCAAUAGUUCUGGUAUCUUACUUGUUCAUUUCAGUGGCCAUUCUUAGGAUGAAAUCUGCUGAGGGGAGACGCAAAGCUUUCUCCACCUGUGGCUCCCACUUGACGGUGGUCACUCUGUUCUAUGGGACUUUGAUCUUUAUGUAUUUGAAACCAAAUUCCAGCCAUUCCUUGGAAACUGAUAAAGUGACAUCCAUCUUUUAUACUCUCAUUAUCCCGGUGCUGAACCCUUUGAUCUAUAGCUUAAGGAAUAAAGAUGUAAAACAUGCUCUUCAGAGGAUGUGGAAAAAAUUAUGGAAUGUCUUUUCUAAAAUUUGUUGUACAAAGUGUAUCUCUGAGUAG
This is a messenger RNA of Erinaceus europaeus (western European hedgehog), 972 nucleotides long. Its product is annotated as olfactory receptor 8K3-like. The record is from RefSeq and is a predicted model, not a curated record. Lineage: Eukaryota; Metazoa; Chordata; Mammalia; Eulipotyphla; Erinaceidae. The transcript has a single exon. The coding region runs from base 1 to 972 and encodes 323 amino acids. Gene Ontology annotation, molecular function: odorant binding; G protein-coupled receptor activity; olfactory receptor activity. Gene Ontology annotation, biological process: G protein-coupled receptor signaling pathway; sensory perception of smell. Gene Ontology annotation, cellular component: membrane.